Molecule: messenger RNA, 1871 nt
Organism: Frieseomelitta varia
Lineage: Eukaryota; Metazoa; Arthropoda; Insecta; Hymenoptera; Apidae
Gene: RYBP
Product: YY1-associated factor 2
Exons: 4
Coding region: 785-1300 (171 amino acids)
Biological process (GO): positive regulation of DNA-templated transcription
Cellular component (GO): nucleus
Molecular function (GO): DNA binding; transcription coregulator activity
Source: RefSeq, a predicted model, not a curated record
CAACAGUAUUUUAGUCCGUAUUCAACAUUCCGCUGUUCGACCUAUAGAGGAACAGCGCUUUGGAUUGUUUGUCAAUAUCUUCGAGUUAGUUGGUUUUUAUAAUGUUUUAUGUGUAAAGUAACUGUUUUACAAUGACACAAAAACUCAGAAAAAUAUGUUGACUUCAAAUGUGUCAGAAUGUCUUGUGUACGUGUAUAAAAUAUACUGGUAAUACUGACAAGGAGAACAUCGUAUAUGUGGAAUAAUGCUACUUUUAUAUGCAAGUGAAGAAUUCCAUCUGUUUCAUUAAAAAAAGAAUGCUUGAAAUCUUUACAUUAUAAAAAGUAUUUAAACUUUUCAUAAUUAAGAUUUUAUUAAUAACACAUUGCCCCAUGGAUGUUUAAUAUAAGUUUUGUAAGUAAAAAAGUAAAAAUUUGUGAUACAACAAAAAACGACGGAUAACCCUUACUAUACAAAAAGUUCCAUAAAUUGGUGCUUUCAAUUGAUAUAUAUUUUAAAACAUGUACAUCAGAAUGUCACAACAAAGAGAUAUAGAUGGCUUAUAUAGCAAAGAUGAAUACAUCAGACAAUUGUGUAUCUUGUUUAGUUGAUGCACAGAAUAUUGUCUUAGGCAAUUGUCUAUUUCUUUUAUUACAUAUCUUUAUCCUUGCUCUUUUAGAGCAUUCUCAUUGUCAUAAAGUAUCCAGUGUUUAUAAAAUCACUUUUAAUGAGGCUGAAAGCACGCAUAGGAAGGCUAACUCUCUUUUGAGAAGGUACAGUGUUCUACAACUGACUUUCAUGAACAAUGAACCAUUCGGGAAGUGGAAAACGUCAGGCGAAGGUUCUGGAAGAAAACUAUUGGGACUGCAGUGUUUGCACAUAUAGAAAUACCGCAGAAGCAUUUAAGUGCCUCAUGUGUGACGUCCGCAAAGGAACUUCUACGCGGAAACCCCGUAUUAAUCCCCAACUUGUGGCACAACAGGUUGCACAGCAACAAUAUGUACCACUUUUAAAACCUGGAAAAAAGGAAGGUGGAAGUGGGGGUAGUACAACUAGUAGUGGUAAAGAAAAAGACCGUAAAUUGGACAAACCAAGGCGUAAAAAUAGGCAUCCACCUCGUCUCAAAAAUAUAGAUCGUAGUACUGCUCAGACCAAUGAAGUGACAGUGAACAAUGUUACUGUCGUUAUUACAGAAUAUAAGCCCAAAGUGAAAAAAAGUUCAGAUCAAUCUGGUUUAUCUAGCAGUGCUUCUUCUGAAAAUGGAAGUCAACACGAUUCUAAUCAAGAUUCUAGAAGUCUUGAUAUAGGAACAGAUGCUUAGCUCAGUGCUAUAUUACAUAUGUGUAUGAAUUAAUGUAAUUAAUAUAUAAUAUAUGUCAAUCUUUAUGGACUAUGGUCCAUUCUAUAGACAAAAACAACCAUUUUGUCUAUAUGUUACAGGUUAUGUAACAUUCAAUGAAGUCAAAUGUUUUAUGCUAUCAGUGGAAACAUUAAAUUAUGUCUUCAAUAUAAUGUAAGAAAUAUGUUAUAUAUUGUUGCUACAUAUUGACAUCAAAACUAUCUGUUUCAUAACAGCAAUCUUGACAUUCAAAACAAAGUUAAUAAUUUUAUCUGUGCAACUUUGGAUAUUACAUAAGACAUUAUUUAUACAAUAUUAAUCAUAACAAAUGCAUUAUAUAUGUACCUUAAUAUGGCAAAUGGAAUUUGAUAUAAUAAUUGUUGACAUAAUAAUGUCCACAUGACUUUCAUUGAAUCUAUGACACCACUGCCAGAGAGCAUGUUGUAAGAUUAUUGAUAAUUAGAAUAUUUUAACGAACUCAUUUAUGUAUGAGGUAUUUGACUUGUUUAUUUAAUAAUUACUGCAAGGACGAAUUAAGAAACUGGCAUUGGUA